CUGCAGACCUUUCGUCGCACGGGCUGGUCUGUGGGAGCGUCUGGGCAGCUCGUCGGUGGACUGGGUGGUGGGCUUCGGGCGCCCGUGUGGGAAAGGAGGAUCCGGGCCGGACGUUGGGUCAGCGCGGUGCUCGCGGCCGCCGGGUCCGUGGCCCACAGGGUUGACGGCUCCAGGGUUCGAGCACAGACGCAGACAGACGCGGGCAUCCUGAUUCUGCCCGUCUGCUCUCGUUUUUUUGAAAAAACGACAGCUUCUGCCCAAAGAGAAAAGCCACAUCUGCCUACGGAUGGAACCUGGAAAGAUUGUGCAAUGAAUGGUGAUACUCAGGCUGCAGUGGUGACCUCACCACCCCCGACCACAGCCCCUCACAAAGAGAGGUAUUUCGACAGAGUGGAUGAGAACAAUCCAGAAUACUUGCGAGAGAGGAACAUGGCACCAGACCUUCGCCAGGACUUCAAUAUGAUGGAGCAGAAAAAGAGGGUGUCCAUGAUUCUGCAGAGUCCCGCUUUCUGUGAAGAAUUGGAAUCAAUGAUACAGGAACAAUUUAAGAAGGGGAAGAAUCCCACAGGCCUAUUGGCAUUACAGCAGAUUGCAGAUUUUAUGACCACGAAUGUACCGAAUGUCUACCCGGCAGCUCCGCAAGGGGGGAUGGCUGCCUUAAACAUGAGUCUUGGUAUGGUGACUCCUGUGAAUGACCUUAGAGGAUCUGAUUCUAUUGCCUAUGACAAAGGGGAGAAGUUAUUGCGGUGUAAACUGGCAGCAUUUUACCGACUAGCAGAUCUCUUUGGAUGGUCUCAGCUUAUCUACAAUCACAUCACAACCAGAGUGAGCUCCGAGCAGGAACACUUCCUCAUUGUACCUUUUGGACUUCUCUACAGUGAAGUGACUGCGUCCAGUUUGGUUAAAGUCAAUCUACAAGGAGAGGCAGUGGACCGUGGAAGUACUAAUCUAGGGGUAAAUCAGGCUGGCUUCACGUUACAUUCUGCCAUUUACGCUGCACGCCCGGAUGCGAAGUGCGUUGUGCAUGUUCACACACCAGCAGGGGCGGCGGUCUCUGCGAUGAAAUGUGGCCUCUUGCCAAUCUCCCCAGAGGCACUUUCCCUUGGAGAAGUGGCUUAUCAUGAUUAUCAUGGGAUUCUGGUUGAUGAGGAAGAAAAAGUUUUAAUUCAGAAAAAUUUGGGGCCUAAAAGCAAGGUUCUUAUUCUCCGGAAUCACGGGCUUGUAUCUGUUGGCGAGAGCGUUGAGGAGGCCUUCUAUUACAUCCAUAACCUUGUGGUUGCAUGUGAGAUCCAGGUUCGAACUCUGGCCAGUGCGGGAGGGCCAGACAACUUAGUCCUCCUGGAUCCUGGGAAGUACAAGGCCAAAUCCCGUUCCCCCGGGUCCCCGGCAGGGGAGGGCAGCGGAUCGCCUCCCAGAUGGCAGAUUGGUGAGCAGGAGUUUGAAGCGCUCAUGCGGAUGCUGGAUAAUCUGGGUUACAGAACUGGCUACCCUUAUCGAUACCCUGCUCUGAGAGAGAAAUCUAAAAAAUACAGCGAUGUGGAGGUUCCUGCCAGUGUCACAGGUUACCCCUUUGCGAGUGACGGUGAUUCGGGCACUUGCUCCCCUCUCAGACACAGUUUUCAGAAGCAGCAACGAGAGAAGACAAGAUGGCUGAACUCUGGCCGGGGUGACGAUGCUUCUGAGGAAGGGCAGAACGGAAGCAGCCCCAAGUCGAAGACUAAGGUGUGGACGAACAUUACACACGAUCACGUGAAACCCUUGCUGCAGUCUCUCUCGUCCGGUGUCUGCGUGCCAAGCUGUAUUACCAACUGCUUGUGGACUAAAGAGGAUGGACAUAGGACCCCCACCUCAGCCGUCCCUAACCUGUUUGUCCCGUUGAACACCAACCCAAAGGAGGUCCAGGAGAUGAGGAACAAGAUUCGAGAGCAGAACCUACAGGACAUUAAGACGGCUGGCCCCCAGUCCCAGGUGUUGUGUGGUGUGGUGAUGGACAGGAGCCUCGUCCAGGACGCGCCCCUCUCUGACUGUACGGAAACAAUCGAAGGGCUCGAGCGUACAGAGCAGACCUUUAGUCCCGCUAAGUCUCUCUCUUUUAGAAAGGGCGAGCUGGUGACGGCCUCCAAGGCCAUCAUUGAGAAGGAGUACCAGCCCCACGUCAUCGUGAGCACCACGGGCCCCAACCCCUUCAACACGCUCAGCGACCGCGAGCUGGAGGACUACCGCAGAGAGGUGGAGCGCAAGCAGAGGGGCCCUGGAGGUGGGCGAGCUCGCGGGCCCUGGGCGCGUGGGGCCGGCACGUGGGCCCCGAGGCAGGAGGGCUGCUCUGUGGGCGGCGAGGAAAGAGAAGCCCGGCUUGCCGUGCUGUGCACGUCCUGCUCUGCUCCCGGAGAGAAAUCUGUUCCCAAGAACAAGGCCGCAUGUGGCAGAGGCCGGCCCGGGUCUGUGACCUGCGUGCGCCCCUGCGUGCGGUCUCCUCCCACCUUUGUCUCAGCUGAAGUCACGGCUUGGAGUUUGCUGACGGGCUCUUUUUCUCCCGUAAGCCCCGAGAGCUCCCUGGCUGGGCAUGGUCACAGGCCCAGGGACUAGCGUGUCGGGCUCUCUGGCACCUUUCCAGACCCUGUGAAGGGUGUGGCCAAUGCUGGUGCAGCCUUUGCUUCUCUUGGU
Physeter macrocephalus (sperm whale) is the source of this 2664-nucleotide messenger RNA. RefSeq names its product alpha-adducin. The record is from RefSeq and is a predicted model, not a curated record. Bases 310 to 2586 code for a protein of 758 amino acids. NCBI's taxonomy places the organism in Eukaryota, Metazoa, Chordata, Mammalia, Artiodactyla, Physeteridae. Gene Ontology annotation, cellular component: plasma membrane; postsynaptic density; focal adhesion. The transcript has 14 exons. Gene Ontology annotation, biological process: positive regulation of adherens junction organization; positive regulation of establishment of endothelial barrier; barbed-end actin filament capping. Gene Ontology annotation, molecular function: actin filament binding.